Molecule: messenger RNA, 3211 nt
Organism: Ectocarpus sp. CCAP 1310/34
Lineage: Eukaryota; Phaeophyceae; Ectocarpales; Ectocarpaceae
Source: the annotation of a GenBank genome assembly
GCGGUGUGGCACAGAGUGUUGCCGCUCUGCAGCACCCAUUCGUCACCCUUCCUCUCAGCGGUGGCGCCGCCAGGAAGUCCAAGACCAAGGUAGCGGGAUCACGGGGGAGCGGCGGCGCGCGGACAUUGCUUCCGAGUAACCGUGGUCUGUCCAAGAUCGACGUGUUUAACGGCGCUCUCCAGGACGCCCAGCAGCACCUCCAGCCCGUGGCGGGCGGCCCUACUUGCGAAAAAUGCAAGGCCGCGGGCAGGAACGCCAACCACAAUCACAAGACUUGUGCGUUGCAGCAGAGGAUUGGCUGCGGGCGCUUGACCUCCGCCACAAAAAUGUGGAGUGGAUCAUGCCCCCGGCCCCCCUCUUGCCGCCAGAAGAGUCCGAGUGGGCGCAAGUGGGCGCCUUUCCCACGGCCUCUCGCGGGUUCCCUACUUUGGACGAGGUCACGCGGGACCCGAUGGAAGGCGAAUUGCGCCGCUUGCCAUGGCAGGCUCCCGUGUGGGAUUCCAAAGGUUUCGCGCCAGGCUUCGUGCGAGCUCAUGCUGGAUUCUGGGAGGACUACAUCCUCCGUGAUCAUCCCUUACGUGAUACGUUGACUUCGUACAUCCGGGAUGGCGUAGACCUGUAUGACCUCCUGCUUCCCAAAUUCAGAGGCGAGUCGCCGUCUCUCCCCUACAAUGUUGAUCAUUUCCCGCAGCGUAUUUUCUCCAACCACCGUUGGCCGCCGAAAUUUGACAGCUUUGUCGACGCGGAAAUGCAAUCCCUGCUCGCCAGAGGUUGCAUUUCACGGUGGGCUGAUGUCAAGAGCUCCACCGGUCCGGUGCGUCCUCGCAUGAUCAUGGCUUUGUCGGUGGAGACGUCCAAACCGCGUCUUAUCUAUGACGCUCGACCGCUCAAUAGCUGCACACGGAAAAUACCUUUCGCCAUGGACACGGUAGCGCGCGUGGCUAGCGUCGCGUCGUCGGGAUGCUACAUGACGUCACUCGACGACUCCUCGGCGUUUCAUCAUGUUCUUCUGCGGCCAUCGUCAUGGCCUCUCUUCGGCUUAUCCUACAAGGGCGUCGACUACUGCUGGUGCGUCCUCCCGUUCGGAUUCAGCCUCAGCCCGUACGUCUACCAUACGCUCAGCGAAGCCAAGGCGGCCUUUCAGCGGUCCAAAGGCGCCCCUUCUCUCGCAUACCUCGAUGAUUCUUGGCGGAGCAAUUUUCUGGCCACAUAUGGUCGGCCGGCGCAAGAUCAGUGGUUGGCGGCCGGGGAAGCGACCCACGUCGCCAUGCUGACUUCGCUCUUCUGCGGACAGUUCCUGUCACUCAAGAAGUGCGAGCUUCGACCCGUCACAGCAAUACAAUACCUCGGCAUCAUCUGUGAUUCGGAGACGAUGACCUUCCGGAUCCCCCAAGAGAAGCUGGACAAGCUGCAUGGCUUACUGCGAACAGCUCUGGCCGAUGGGAGCGUGUCCUACCGAACGCUGCAACGCGUUGCGGGCAAGUGCAUGAGCAUGACCGUGGCGAUCCGGCCGGCGUCGCUUUGGACGCAUGCCAUGUUUGCCGUCCUUUCCGCGAUGGACAAAACCAACCAGCGCCAGGUCGAUUUGGCACGUGAUGCUUACGCGGAUCUACGGCAAGAGUUCCAGAAGUGGCUAUCGCUGACGGCUUCUUCGCACGAAGGGCCGUGGCAGCGAGCGAGCCACCUCAUCGUCACCAUCGACGGAUCAUCGGACGCGUCUUCCCUUGGCUGGGGUGGUGCUAUCAACAUUGAAGGAGCUCAAUACCACGCAGGUGGCGUGUUCCCCGACGAUUGGCUACGCAAACAUAUCAACAAGAAGGAGAUGUUUGCGUUAUACCACUUGUUGCGCCUCUUCUGUGCGCGUUUUCCGGCUUCGUUGCAGCGAGCACACGUGCUCAUCGACGUCGACAACACCGCGGUGUGUGGAUCUUUCAACAGGGGGCGGGCGCGCGACCCGGAAACGCAUGCACUUCUUGUUCGUUUGUUCGAGCUACAAGUCGAGUAUGAGUUUAUGCUGUCCCUGCAAUGGGUCCCGUCGGCUGCCAAUGUCGUCGCUGAUGAUAUCUCCCGCCCUUCGCGUGAGGGCAUCAUCAGGCUCAACCCGGCGGCCUUCCAGGCUCUCUGGGAGGACAUGGGGCCGUUUACUAUCGACCUCAUGGCCUCCGACACUUCGGCUCAGCGUAUUCCGGGGUCGGACGUUGUUCUGCCGUUUUUCUCGCGCUAUGAUUGCGAGGGUUCAUCGGGUGUAGAUGUCUUCGCCCAAGACGUGUCUUUGCAUCCACGUACUCAGGAUCGAGCUUUCGGCUAUUGUUUCCCGCCUCCGGUGAUGGCGGGCCACGUAGUGCAACACCUGGCGGAGUGCCACGCGCAUGCGGCUUCGGACCGAGACGUGUUUGACUAUCUCUGCUUCUUGGACACACAAGGUAGUGGUACCAAGUGGGUGCACGACAGGGCAUGCCCUGGCGUCGGCGCAACUCACGGCCGCGAUUGCCUUCCAAACUCGACAUGUGCAAAGCGGUAUGCUGCCGCGUCCAUGCAGAAAGGGAUCGUGUCCAAGCUGAAGAUGGCGAUGCAAGAACAAUUGGGGAAAGAAAGAAGCUGGGACCCUGCCACGCGCUCGGGCAACCCGUGUAGUAGUCCUCUCGUCGACUCCUACCUCGUCUUCACGGGGGAGGAGCAAAAACGUGUGGGUGUCGCUGUCAACCAGGCAGAGGCUAUGUUACCGCACGUCCUCAUCGAUUUGUUGAGGGACAUGCGCUCUCGCGCGCAGACUGCGUCCUCUUUGGCGGAGCGUAUUGAGCUCACCAGGGACGUCGCUUUGUUUUCACUGGCGUUCGCCCCCAUGCGGCGAGGCCAUGACCUCUCCUUCACUAUGGGAUCGCAAGUCCUGCAGUUGCCCGCGGGGCAGGGUCUGAUUUUCAACUUCCAGUUUGGCAAGACUCUCCGCGACUCUGUCGAUGCCGUUGUCGUGAGUCCCGACGUCGCCUGUCCGUCUAUUUGUGCGGUGAGCAACGUUACGGGCUACAUCAGUGCGGCGGAGCGUAUUGGCUGGGACUUGUCCCAAGGGCAUUUGUUUCCGGUCGUCCUGCUGGACGGAACUCGGGAUAUUUGCGAGCGGCGGGACUACCGCACCGCUACACUAUGCACUCGUUCCGCGUCGGAGGUUCUGUUGCGCACUCGCUUGACGGAACGGCGAUGGACGCUAUCAUGA